AUGCCUUCUCUUACUGAUCUCGAGAGCAAAAUUGGGGGCUCGGAUUAUGAGGUUGUCAUAGUUAACAGAAAAAUAGAUCCUGCUUUGGAGGAGUUGAUGCAGAUAGCACACUGCAUUGAAUUGAGCUGCCCAAAAUCUGAACUUGUUCUGCUUAUACAACGACUAGCUGAACUUGUUACAGAGCACUUGGGUGGCCAUGUACGUGAUGCAAAUCUUAUGCUGGCUAAGUGGAUGGAGAGAAGCAUGGACUUACGGACAUCACUUCAGACCACCAUGCUGCCUAUUGGAUCGUUGAGAAUUGGUCUCUCACGGCACCGUGCGCUGCUUUUCAAGGCAUUAGCUGAUAGUGUCGGACUACCCUGUAGACUAGUGAAGGGCAGUCACUACACUGGUGUUGAGGAUGAUGCUGUUAAUGUUGUAAAGCUACAGGAUGAUAGUGAGUGCUUGGUUGAUCUCAUGGGAGCCCCUGGGACACUUAUCCCUGCUGAUGCUCUGAGUGGGAAAGAUGCUGCUCUGUCAAACAAUCCACAACAAGGUGAGGAUAAUGCGCAGGUUACACCAUCCAAAUGUAGUUCUUUUUAUGGGUGCAGUAACUCGCCCCCCCCCAACCUCUCUAUCAUCACCGAGUUCCUUCCUCGUGGAAGCUUAUAUCGGAUAAUUCAUCGCCCUCAUUGUCAAAUUGAUGAAAGGAGAAGAAUAAAAAUGGCUCUUGAUGUGGCUAAAGGCAUGAACUGCUUGCACACAAGCAUACCGACAAUUGUUCACCGUGAUUUAAAAUCACCCAAUCUUUUGGUGGAUAAUCAACUGGAAUGUCAAGUUGGAAGUUUUUUACGAUACUAUGUGCAGGUGGGUGAUUGUGGAUUGUCUCGAUUGAAACACAAUACUUUUUUGUCUUCGAAGUCAACAGCUGGAAUACCGGAGUGGAUGGCCCCAGAAGUACUCCGAAAUGAGCCUUCAAACGAAAAGUGUGAUGUAUAUAGCUUUGACGUUAUUCUAUGGGAACUUGCAACUCUCAAGUUGCCCUGGACCGGGAUGAAUCCAAUGCAAGUGGUGGGUGCUGUAGGUUUCCAACAUCGACGACUCGACAUCCCAAAGGAAAUGGACCCCCUAGUAGCUAGGAUAAUAUGGGAAUGCUGGCAAAUGCCCCCGUCGGGAAGAACAAUUACCGCCGAUGAAGGAGAAGUGGUUGUCGUCGAGGAAGGAGAAGUGGAGGCCUUCGCCGAUAAGACCUCGGUAGCAGCGUGCCGGAUGUUCGUGAGGAAAUCGAAUAUGUUGAUGGUGAACUGA
Striga hermonthica is the source of this 1287-nucleotide messenger RNA. Lineage: Eukaryota; Viridiplantae; Streptophyta; Magnoliopsida; Lamiales; Orobanchaceae. The record is from the annotation of a GenBank genome assembly.